This is a messenger RNA of Cricetulus griseus (Chinese hamster), 912 nucleotides long. The record is from RefSeq and is a predicted model, not a curated record. Lineage: Eukaryota; Metazoa; Chordata; Mammalia; Rodentia; Cricetidae.
AUGGCAAAACCUUAUAGACAUCGGGGACAUUGGAAAGAUAUCAGUCAUUCUGAAUCACAUCAGGUAUUUGAAAUUUCUAAGAGGAAACCCUGGAAAUUUCAACCAUGUAAUGACGCCUGUAGGAGUUUCUCUUCUGAUCAUCCUCAGGAGAGAAGUCACAAUGGAGACAGACUCAAUGAGAAUGACUCUGUGAGAGACACACAUGACCAGAAUGAUGAAGGAAUCCAUAAAGAAGUGAAACACUUUGUAUGUAAGGUCUGUGGAGAAUCCUUCAUCAAUUCCAUUGACCUUCUCAACCAUGAAAAUAUUCAUAUUCGACAGGAAAGGUACAUUUGUUGGAAAUGUGGCAAAACAUAUACAUAUGGAGAGUAUUUUGAGAGUCAUGAAGUAACUCACACAGAAGGGAAGCCUUACGCUUGUAAGCAUUGUAGAAAAAUGUUUACCAGCUCCAGUAUUCUGAAUGUUCGUCAAAGGAUUCACAGUGGAGAGAAACGUUAUACAAGUAAGCGUUAUGAAAAAGCCUUCUUUGUUGGCUCUAGUAGUCAUAAGAAACAUGAAAGAAAUCACAGUGGAGAGAAGCCAUAUGCUUGUAGGCAUUGUGGGAAACACUUUCAUCUUGCCAGAAAUCGUUACAAACAUGAACAAGUUCACACUGGAAAGAAGCCUUAUUCAUGUAAAUAUUGUGGAAAAGCUUUUACUGACUCUAGGAAUCUGAAGGGACAUGAAAGUCUUCACACAGGAGAGAAGCUACAUUCAUGUAAGCAGUGUGGGAAAGCAUUUACACGCUCCAGUACUCUCAUCACCCAUGAAAGAAUUCACACUGGCGAGAAGCCUUAUGCAUGCCAGCAUUGCAGAAAAGAUUUCAGGUACUCCAGCAGUCGUAACAUACACGAACGGAGUCACACUGCAUAG